Messenger RNA from Pectinophora gossypiella (pink bollworm), 5243 nucleotides. RefSeq lists its product as uncharacterized. Gene Ontology annotation, biological process: DNA integration. The record is from RefSeq and is a predicted model, not a curated record. Gene Ontology annotation, molecular function: nucleic acid binding. The transcript is spliced from 4 exons. The coding region runs from base 946 to 4464 and encodes 1172 amino acids. NCBI's taxonomy places the organism in Eukaryota, Metazoa, Arthropoda, Insecta, Lepidoptera, Gelechiidae.
CGAUGGGUCGUUAUCGGUUUUUGAGAUAACGUAACGUAAGCGUUAUGUGAUUUCCAAUAACUAGUUUCUUAACUAGUGAUUUUUAUAACUAGUUAUUUUCACAACGUUCUGAAGCAAACGUGAUAAUUGUAACGUAAAAUCGUUUGGUUAGGUAGCAGUAUAACUUAAUUCUUCUUCACGCACACGUAUUGUAAAACCAGUGAUUUUGCGUGAGUAGUGAAAGUAGCCAAACAUCGACGCUAUGCCUUAAACAUAAGAGUGAAUUCGAUUUAACUUUAUGGCGUUGUGAUUAAAAGAGUUAUUGAAGACUGAUGCCUAUUUCGAUCGUUUAAAUGGCGUUAUGAAUAUCACUAGUUUUUGUUGUAGUGGAAAACGAGUGAUCACUGUUCGAGCUCGUAACUGCAUAUAUAACCAGUUAUGGUUAAUAACGCCCAUCGCUACUCUGGAUUUAUUCACUCAAUCGAUCACACCGCCAUUUUAUUGGACAAUUUGCGUCGUCAUUUCAUUUUUACACUGCGGAAUUUGUGAAAUUGUAUUGCAAUUAUUGUUUAAUAUUAUAAAAAUAAAGUGCAUAACAAUCAGGAACCAUGACGGAUAUAAAAAGAUUGGUCGCGGCCAGAGGGCAAGCAAAAGGCUCAAGACCAGAUCAACGCUCGAUUUCGGGAGAAGGAGGUGGAAAAUUCCAACGCCUUCCGCGCAUAAAUAUACGUCAAUUUGACGGAAAUAAUAUCGAAAAUAGAGCUGUAGCACUUGAGACUGCUACGGGCCCCAAAGAGGAGCCACGUAAGAACUCAAUGGCUGUGUGCGCUCAGGCAGUGUCUACAGUAAAGAAGCAGUCACCUUCAGCAAAAUGCAUUGGAGCACCAGGCAUCCCCGCUUAAGGAAAAUGGACCUUACCUACUCAAGACAAAGUUUGGUGAUGUGAUAGCCGGUUCGUUGCCUCCAAUGUACGUAUCCCUACCCAGCAUUGACCACUCCAUAUCUGUUCAAAACCAAGUAAGUGAGAAUAUUCAUUUGUCAACACCUAAUGUGGAGGACUCACAGGAAAAUACUGUUGUACCUAUUUCAAGCCAAGAGUCAUCUUUUGAGGAAUUAAAUAAUAACAUUAACAAAUUUUGGCAAGCUGAAAAAGUUCCUGAGGUCUACUCUGAGCAAUCGUCAGAGCAGGAACUAGCAGAAAGUAUUUUCCAACAAACUGUCACUUUACAAAACAAUAGAUUCACAGUAGCACUUCCUUUAAAGCAGCCUAUAACUAAAGUAUAUCUUGGAGAUUCUUUUUCAAUUGCUCUACAAAGAUUCUAUAAUCUUGAGCGAAGAUUAUUAAAAAAUGAUAAGCUUUAUCAGAUGUAUAAAGACUUUAUUAAUGAAUACCUAGCGUUAGGUCAUGCUGAGCACUAUGAUGUCUCAAAUUAUAAUUUAGAAAAGGAUGCUUGUUACUUUUUGCCACAUCAUCCAGUAUUCAAUGCUAAUAGUCCAACAACAAAAAUGAGAACUGUAUUUGAUGGCAGUCUCAAGACUAAAAGCAUGAUUUCAUUAAAUGAUGUCCUUUUAAAUGGACCGAUAGUUCAGAAUGAACUUUUUGAUAUACUAAUCUUAUUCAGAUUGCCAAAGUAUAUUUUACUUUGUGAUAUAAAACAAAUGUUUAGACAAAUUCUUGUGAGUCCUCCAUAUAGGGCUUUACAAAACAUUUUGUGGCGUCAAUCUAUAGAAGAACCUGUGUCUUGUUUACAAUUAAAAACCGUGACAUACGGACUUAAAAGUUCUUCGUACUUAGCAACCAGGUGUUUGCUCGAGUUAGCCGAACGUUAUAAAGACACACACAAUUUAGCCGCCACUGUUUUGAAAACGCAAACUUAUGUCGACGAUAUUCUCACUGGGCACAAUGAUUUAAGUGUACUUAAAAUCAUAAAAGAACAGCUAGUGGAGUUGUUAAGGCUGGGGGGGUUCGAGCUGCACAAAUGGGGCUCUAAUCAUACCUAUUUGUUAAACCACCUCACAACCAAGCAAGACCCAAUCACGGACAUUGACAUGAGUAAAGAUAAUUCUUUUCUUAAAACGUUAGGUUUGCGUUACAAUGCCAAAUCAGACAAUUUUUACAUUCAUUGUUCUGAAAGUAAUAUUCAAAAGGAAUACACUAAAAGGCAAGUUUUGUCAUUUAUUAGUAAAAUUUUCGAUCCUCUGGGGUUAGUGGGACCUAUUAUAGUGUCUGCAAAACUUUUAAUGCAAGAUAUUUAUGCGCUGAAGGUGUCAUGGGAUGACAUCCUCCCCGAGGAUAUAAAUGCAAAAUGGUUAAUGUUUGCUAAAGAUUUAAUUGAAAUGUCAGACAUACAAACAAAGAGACACAUUAAUGUAGAAAAUGCGAAACAGGUGGAAUUGGUUGGAUUCGCUGACGCCUCUAAUAAGGCUUACGGUUGCUGUUUGUACAUCAGAAGUAUCAAGGCUGAUGGUACUGUAAAUAUACAUUUAUUAUGUUCAAAGUCGCGAGCAAAUUCAACCAAUAACGACCUUUCUACACCACGAAAAGAAUUGAAUAGUGCUCUCUUAUUAUCUAUGUUAACUAAAAGGGCAUAUGAAACAUUGAAAACACAAUGUGAUAAUUUAAAAGUUUAUUUGUAUCUCGAUUCACAGAUCGUGCUGGCGUGGCUGAGCAUGGAACCAGUCAAACUGCUGUCAUAUGUCGCAAACAGAGUCAUUAAAAUCAAAGAGCUGACUUCAGGAUGGCCUUGGUUCUAUGUGAAGACCACUGACAACCCCGCGGAUUGUCUCUCUCGAGGAGUGGAGCCUCAUGCAUUGCAGAACAAUGAGCUUUGGUGGCACGGGCCUCAAUUUCUAAAUAACAACUCAUUUUCUCAUGGAAAUGCAAAGCAUGAGCCUUUAUCACCGCACGAACUGCCUGAAAUUAACAAAAAAUGUUGCAUUAUUGUAAACUGUAAUGAUGCUUGUCAUGUUGUAACUAACAAUGAUAAUGCCUUUAAUAUGGACCUACUUGCUCGCUUUUCUGAUAUUACAAAACUAAAACGAGUUGUAGCCUAUAUGCUACGAUUUUCGGAUAAUUGUAAGAUAAAAAAUAUAACAGAAAGGCGUACGGGCGCGCUUCAGCCGUGUGAGCUUGAAAACGCUUUAUUAACAAUUAUUAAAAUGGACCAACAGAGGCAUUAUCAAAAAGAAAUUGCCUGCUUAAAGGCUAACAAACCUGUAUCACAUUCUCUAUCAGCAUUGAGUCCUUUUCUUGAUAAGAAUGGCUUAUUAAGAGUUGGUGGGAGAUUGGAAAAUUCACAGCUUCCAUUCACUCAAAAGCACCCAUUGAUACUUGUUAAAGGUUCUCACAUCACUAAGCUUCUUAUAUGGAAAGAACAUGAAACUUUAUUACACGCGGGACCUAAGUUAUUGCUUGCUUCACUUAAUAAUAAGUUUUGGCUUAUCAAUGCUGUAAGGGAAAUAAAACAUGUAAUUCACAAAUGUAUAAAAUGUUUUAAGCUAAAGGCAAAGGCUGCAUCACAGCUGAUGGGGUCUCUGCCAGCCGAAAGGGUCACUGUAGCCAGGCCUUUCGAGAAGGUCGGCAUCGACUAUGCAGGUCCUUUUAAUAUAAAAUUACACCGUGUUAGGAAACCACUUAUUUUAAAAGCAUAUGUGUUAAUAUUUGUAUGUUUUGUCACAAAAGCGAUACAUGUGGAGCUCGCUUCCGAUUUAACCACAGCUUGUUUUUUAAAUUGCUUAAAAAGAUUUAUUGCACGGCGGAAUAAACCUUCGCAAAUCUUUUGUGACAAUGCAGCUACUUUUAAAGGUGCAAACUCACAAUUACAGGAGUUGUACAAACUACAGUCUCACCCAACACACCAAAAUUCAGUCGUGAAGUUUACAGCUGAUCAAGGUAUCACCUUUAAUUUCAUUCCCGCGUAUAGUCCGGUAUUUGGUGGGUUAUGGGAGGCUGGGGUUAAGAGUUUAAAGUAUCAUAUGAAAAGAGUAAUUGGGCAGACAGUACUUACGUAUGAGGAGCUAAACACUGUUAUCAUACAGAUUGAAGGUAUAUUGAAUGCGAGGCCGCUUACGCCUAUGUCCUCGGAUCCCUCAGAUCUCUCAUAUUUAACGCCAAGUCACUUUCUUACUGGAGCUCCAAUUACUGCUUUCCCAGAACAGGAUCUCACUGACAUUCCUACUAAUAAGCUUCACUUUUGGGAGCAAUGUACUAAAAUUAAACAGAACUUUUUUAAGCAAUGGCAAAAACAGUACCUAUCUAUGUUGCAAAACAGGCCAAAAUGGAAAACUAGUACUCCUAAUAUUGAUGUUGGUACUUUAAUAAUCCUUAGAGAUAAUAAUAUUAUGCCUUUCCAAUGGCCUAUGGCAAGGGUUGUAAAACUUUACCCAGGUAACGACAACAAGGUGCGUGCAUUUGAUGUAAAAAUGCCUAAUGGUAAUGUUGUACGAACCAGUAUCACAAAGGUAUGUCCAUUGCCAAUUUAUUGAUAUGUUUUGAAUAGGUAGGGCUUUGUUCUAUGGAUAAAGUAAUAGUUUUGUUCUGUUAAAAAUAUUUGUGAUAGACUUUAUAUUAUAAUUCUUAAAAUAGGCAUAAUAUUAUGUAAUAGAUAAGUUAGUCCUUUUUCUUUUACUGCUGCCUGGCAGCCUUGUGUAUUAUCUACACACAAUAAUGUGACCGAUGUGCAUUAUACUUACCAAAAGGGUAUCUUUUUUCAAAUUUAUUAUAAUUUGUAAGACAACUAGCAUAAGGUUUCAAUAAGGAUAAAUAGGAUAGGGUUUCAAUAAGACAACUAGGAUAAGCUUUCAAAAAAAAUUAACUUUUUACUAGUUGCAUAAAUCUUUUAUUUUGUUUUGUUCACAUAAAGUCAAGGUUACUUUUUAAGUUGAUUAAAAUUUUCACAAACUAUUUAUUAUGACUUUUAAGGUCUUAGGUCACUUACGUAGAUUAAUAAGUGUUAAGCUACAUUAGCAAAAAUGUUGUUUAAUCAGUCAUUAUUGAUAUUUAACUUUUAAUUAUCCUGCCACUGUUUGUUCCUUUCGCUUAUAAUCAAACUGUUUAAGGAUAUUUUGUGAAUGUUUCUCUUUUUGCUGGUGGGGCAAUUAUGUUCGAAUCCUCACAUAAAAUAAUGUGGCAACACUAGAUUUAAGUUUUUUAAUUCGACCACAAGAUGGCGAUUGUAACACUCUUUCCCUUCAACUCUUUGCGUAAUCAUUCAAAAUGUAACUAUAAAAUAUAAUCCUAUUAAAUACAGUCCACUUUUAACUUU